AUGAGGUUAAAGGACUCGGGGCCCCUUCGGCCCUACGGCGACCCUCGCCUCCACUCCCCCUCUUUGUACGGCGAAUUCAUUCAGCGUUUGGUCGAGGCUGGCGUAGCCGAGCUGACGCUCGAGCGACCUACCGAGGUGGUGGAUUGCUUCUUUGUAAAAAAGGGGGGCGGCAAGCAGCGGCUGGUCGUCGACUGUCGGCGGUCUAAUCAACAUUUCGAGCCGCCCGCCCCUGUCAGCCUAGUCUCUGGCGACACUCUCUCCCAGGUGCAUGGCGACGACUCCCUCGGUCAGCCCGUGUUUAUUGGCCAGGUCGAUAUAAAAGACGCUUUCUAUCACAUGGAGCUCCCGGAGGGGCUCCGCCAGUAUUUCGGGCUGCGUAGAAUUCGGGCCUCGUGGGCGGGCAUCUCUCAAUACGUAGACAACUAUGUGGUGAUUUCGACGAGCGAGGCGGUUGUCCGCGAGCGCUUGGCAGGAGUGUCCCGGGCCCUCGAGUCUCGGGGGCUGCCGCUGCAUAAAGAGUCUGUCUCUUGCGAUCGGGCCGUCGUGCUGGGGUGGGAGAUCGAUUGCCUUCGGCGCACCUUCCGCCCGACCCCCGAGCGUGUCUGGAAGGCUCGUCUCGCUAUUCGGGGUCUUUUGGCACGGGCCUCGGUCUCUGGAGGGGACCUGGAGCGCCUCCUGGGCCAUCUGUGCUUCAUCGGCCUGUGUAGGCGAGAGUCGCUCAGCGUGUUCAAAUAUUGCUACAGGUUCUGUGAGGAGCUCGACACCUGGGACCGUAUCGCCCCGCUCAUCUGGGUCAACACCUCUGCGGGUACCUGUCCAGACGUCGUCGUGGUGGACGCGUCGCCGUGGGGCCUUGGGGAGAUCGAGUCCCCAAUCACGAGCAGCCUCGAGCCCAAGUUGGCGACGGACCUCAGGAGGUGGCGCACCCCGUACAAAAGCGCCUCCGCUUCCAGGGCCGGCAUAGACGUCGAGGCCCGUUUCCACCUCUGCCUCCCGCACACCCUCCAGGGGGCCCUCAAGAGGUCCAAGGGGACGUCCUCGAACGACUUCGUGCGCCGGCGGUCGAACUCGCUUUCGGGGCGGUGGUGUCGAGACUGGGGUCGCACGAGCUCCAUCAGGAUCCGCCUGUCGGCCUCCCCCUCACCUCCGUGCAGCUGCGCAGCGGCCGCGGCGAAAGGACGGUCCUCUUGCGAUGGCAUGCUCUCGGUGACCCGUCGGCUGGGCGCCCUGCUGCUGGGGACCGGCAGCCUCCUGCGGUCGCGCUGGAUCGCGUCGGAGCUCAACCCUGCGGACGGACCCUCGCGCGGCCGACCGGCGCCGAGCGACCCGCUUGCCGGCCUGCGGCGCGAACUCGCGACCGCCGCCGGCGAGGGCCGCGAUGCUGGCGCGCGGCAGGUCCGACAGAUCGAGGACCCCCGCGGGCCGCCAGCCGCCGCCGCCCAGUUCGGGGCCCAGAUGAGCCUGCUUCGGAGGGCCUCGGUGUCGGCGAAGACGCAGGCCCAGUACUCUCUCUACCUGGCCGCCCUGCACAGGUUCUGCGACUCCCGCGGGGACCACCCGAACACCGAGGAGGAGUGGGACAUCGCCACCGCGGGCCUGAUGGAGAUCAUGUUCAUGGAGGGCGGCUCGUUGAGCGCGGGCGAGAAGCUCCUGGCGUCGGUGCAGUGGGCCGAGCCGCGCCUCGGCAGGCUGGGGGGCGGGCGGAUGCCCGUCUGUCGGCAGUGUCUGCGAGGCUGGCGCCGCGCUGCCCCGUCAGGGGGCCGCUUGCCCCUGCCCUACGACGUGGUGGCGCUCCUGGCGUGCUGGAUGAUCUGCCAGGGGCUGAGACCCCACGCGCUGGCCAUCCUCAUGAUGAUGGAGCUGUACUUGCGGCCAGGAGAGCCAUUCCUGCUACGGGGCCGCGACGUAGUGGCGGGGUCCCUCAGCGGAGCUCGCGAGUGGACCCCCACGUCGGUCCUGCUCCACCCGUUCGAGAUGCGGACCCCGUCCAAGAGCCAGGAGUUCGACCAGACGAUCGUCCUCGACCUCGACCGGCAGGCGGCGCUCGCGGACGUCCUGGUGCAGCUGGGGCUGGAGCGCGGCGUGGGGCCCUUGCUGGAUCUGACGCCCAGCGCCCUGCGCCGGGCCCUGGACGAGGCCGCGGCUGCCUGGCGCCUGGGGCCCCUCGGGCCGCUCGACGCCUACCGCUUCCGGCACACGGGGGCGAGCGUCGACUUCGCGACCGGCGCCCGGCGGCUGGAGGAGAUCCAGCGCCGAGGGCGGUGGCGGUCCGCGCGGAGCCUCCGCCGCUACGAGCACGGGGGGCGACUGGCCGACCUCUUGCGCCGCCUGCCGCCCGACGUGCAGCGGGCGGCGGAUGCCGUCUUUGGGCCGCUGAGGGCGCCGACCGUCGCCGUGUUCUUCGAGCUGUUCGCGGGCUCGGGCCACCUGUCCGACGCCGUAGAGCGGGGAAAUGUCCCCACAUUGCGGUGGGACAUCCUGUACGGCCCCGCCUACGACCUGCGCGACCCCAGGAGCGCCCGUCUCAUUCGAGGCUGGAUACGGGCGGGGCUCGUCUGCGGCCUGCAUGCUGGCUUCCCUUGCGAGACCUUCUCGCGGGCGCGAGACCGCCCCAACGGCCCUCCGCGGCUCCGGUCCCAGGAGCACGUCUGGGGCCUGCCCAGUCUCCAUCCCGAGGGCGCCGAUUUCCAGAAGGUGAAGUGGGGCAACCUGUACGCGCGGCUCACGAUAUCCUUCUGCGUGCUGUGCUGCCAGUGUUUCGCCCCCUGGUCCGUCGAGAACCCCGCGCUGAGCUACGCGUGGCAGCUGCCGCCGAUGCUGUCCCUGCUCCAGCGCCGGCAGGUCACGACCCAGGUGAUCGAGUACUGCCGGUUCGGGACGCCCUGGUCCGUGCGGCGCGGCUUCGUCCGGAAGGUGUACGGGAUAUUGGGCACUCAGCUGCUGGUCACCACCGUGCUGGGCGGGGCUGUCAUGAAGAAGAGCGAGUCCAUGGACCCGGAGAUUGGCACCGUCCUGAUGUUUCUGUCUUUGCUGGGCUCGGUUGCGACCAUGAUGGUGUUCUGGCGCUGUCCUCAGGUGAUGCGCCGUUCUCCCACGAACUAUAUCCUGCUGGGGAUGCUCACCCUCGCCAAGAGCGUCAUGGUUGGCUUCAUCUGCAGCCAGUACAGCGAGGAGUCGGUGCUGGUCGUCCUCGGCCUGACGUGCUUCAUCCUGGCGGGCCUGACCGCGUUCACGUUCCAGACGAAGUACGAUUUUACUGGUUUCGCGUCGUACCUGAUGUGCGGAUCACUCGUCAUGCUCGGCAUGAGUUUCGGUCCGAUGUUCGGCUCCAUCUUCGGUCUUUCGGGCGCGGCCUUCCAGACCGCCCGUCUCUGCAUGUGUGGGCUUGGCGCCUUGCUCUUUGCAGCCUACAUCGUGUACGACACCCAGAUGAUCCUUGGGAACAAGCACCCAAACCGCAAGUUCUCGGUUGAUGACUACGCCGCGGCGGCCAUCAUGCUCUACAUCGACAUCGUCCAACUGUUCCUCUACCUCCUGGAGCUCCUCGGCGACCGCAGGGACAGCCGCGACCGCGGCGUGAGGGGUGCCCGCGCCCGCUUCCAGCCGGCGCGGUAUCCUGUAAAUUGGGUGUCAGCCAUGAGGGCGAUAGAGGAUGUUGACGGGCAGGCCUCAUUGCAGCACGCAUGGGAUAUGACACUGAUGGCAGUUGAGCAAGAGUUGCGUGCACGGUAUGACAAGGUAGGAGCUGGUUAUGAGAGAUACCUUGGACGAGGAGGACCAGUGCAGACUAAGUACGUCAAGGCGCAAUGGAAUCCGCGACAGGUGCGGCUACAGCAUGGGCCGCGACUUCGAGCUUGGCUUCAGGCUGCGCGUUGGGCUAAGCAUCUCAUGAAAGUGCGGGCCUUUUGGUGCAAGAUGGCUGAGGCGUUCAAGCUUGAGGGUAGAAGCGCUGGCAAGUUUUACCUUCCUGAUUACACGAGUCCGCACUCUGACAAGGUCGUGGUAUUGGAGACUACGAAUGAAGAGAUGGAGGAGGCUUGGCAGAAGGCGCCCUUGAACGCGCUCAACCUGACGCGGUGGUCAAACACUUUGAGGCUCGGCUUCAGGUCCGUGCGGCACGGCUUCGUCCGGAAGGUGUACGGGAUAUUGGGCACUCAGCUGCUGGUCACCACCGUGCUGGGCGGGGCUGUCAUGAAGAAGAGCGAGUCCAUGGACCCGGAGAUUGGCACCGUCCUGAUGUUUCUGUCUUUGCUGGGCUCGGUUGCGACCAUGAUGGUGUUCUGGCGCUGUCCUCAGGUGAUGCGCCGCUCUCCCACGAAUUAUAUCCUGCUGGGGAUGCUCACCCUCGCCAAGAGCGUCAUGGUUGGCUUCGUCUGCAGCCAGUACAGCGAGGAGUCGGUGCUGGUCGUCCUCGGCCUGACGUGCUUCAUCCUGGCGGGCCUGACCGCGUUCACGUUCCAGACGAAGUACGAUUUUACUGGUUUCGCGUCGUACCUGAUGUGCGGAUCACUCGUCAUGCUCGGCAUGAGUUUCGGUCUGAUGUUCGGCUCCAUCUUCGGUCUUUCGGGCGCGGCCUUCCAGACCGCCCGUCUCUGCAUGUGUGGGCUUGGCGCCUUGCUCUUUGCAGCCUACAUCGUGCACGACACCCAGAUGAUCCUUGGGAACAAGCACCCAAACCGCAAGUUCUCGGUUGAUGACUACGCCGCGGCGGCCAUCAUGCUCUACAUCGACAUCGUCCAACUGUUCCUCUACCUCCUGGAGCUCCUCGGCGACCGCAGGGACAGCCGCGACCGCGGCGUGAGGGGUGCCCGCGCCCGCUUCCAGCCGGCGCG
Prorocentrum cordatum is the source of this 4832-nucleotide messenger RNA. The record is from the annotation of a GenBank genome assembly. Lineage: Eukaryota; Dinophyceae; Prorocentrales; Prorocentraceae.